This is a messenger RNA of Cadophora gregata, 781 nucleotides long. It is a transcript of the gene CDC8, whose product is annotated as Thymidylate kinase. The transcript is spliced from 3 exons. Gene Ontology annotation, cellular component: cytoplasm; cytosol; nucleus. Gene Ontology annotation, biological process: dUDP biosynthetic process; dTDP biosynthetic process; dTTP biosynthetic process. Bases 59 to 781 code for a protein of 240 amino acids. The record is from RefSeq and is a predicted model, not a curated record. NCBI's taxonomy places the organism in Eukaryota, Fungi, Ascomycota, Leotiomycetes, Helotiales, Ploettnerulaceae. Gene Ontology annotation, molecular function: dTMP kinase activity; ATP binding.
CUAAAUAUUCGGUACUAAAUAUUUUGCACGGAGUAACGUGUAUACCUAUUAUUUCAAGAUGGUCACAAACUCCGAAGAUCCUUACCCAUGGCAAGAAGUGGCAAAGCCUGUGACCAGAGGAGCUUUCAUCCUGAUUGAGGGGUUGGAUCGAGCUGGCAAGACGACACAAGUGAAGCGGUUAUGUGACAAGCUUUAUGCCGAAGGUCACAAUGUUAAGACUAUUAGAUUUCCAGACCGAACAUCUCCAAUUGGCAGAAUGAUAGACGGCUAUUUACAAAGCUCCAUCGAAAUGGACGACCACGCAAUCCACCUUCUAUUCUCAGCAAAUCGCUGGGAGAAAGCAAAAUGGAUCGAAUCCACCCUGCUCUCAGGCUACACCAUAAUAUGUGACCGGUACUACUACUCAGGCAUGGUCUACAGCGCCGCCAAGAACAAUCCUUCUCUCUCUCUCUCAUGGGCCCAGACAUGCGAUGUAGGACUUCCCAAGCCCGAUUUAGUUGUGUUUCUAGAUCUGGAGACUGAAGAGGCGGAGAAGAGGGGUGGGUACGGAGAGGAGAAGUAUGAGAAGAGGGAAAUGCAGUUGAGGGUUAGAGAAUUGUUCAAGAGUCUGUUGGAUGCUGAUGGAGAUGAGAGGGAGAUGAGGGUUGUGGAUGCGGGAGUGACGGUGGAUGUUGUUGGAGAGAGAGUUUGGGGCGAGGUGGAGAAAGUGGUGAAGUCAGUCAGUGAGGGGGGAUUUGAGAAAGAUGUUGGGAAGGUCAGAGCUUGGCCGAGUCAACCUUGA